Cryptococcus amylolentus CBS 6039 is the source of this 1029-nucleotide messenger RNA. RefSeq lists its product as hypothetical. The record is from RefSeq and is a predicted model, not a curated record. Gene Ontology annotation, molecular function: dioxygenase activity. Lineage: Eukaryota; Fungi; Basidiomycota; Tremellomycetes; Tremellales; Cryptococcaceae. The coding region runs from base 1 to 1029 and encodes 342 amino acids. The transcript has 11 exons.
AUGUCCGAUCUCGCCGCCUUGUCAAACUCGCUCGCUCAGGCCGACUUCACUUCGAUCCCUAUCGUAGACCUCUCCGAUGCCCGCUCUCCUGAAUUUGAGAAGCGAAAGGCUGUAGCAGACAACAUCCGCGACGCUUGUCUCAAUGCCGGCUUCUUCUAUGUCAAGAAUCAUGGCGUAGCCUUGGAUGUGGUUGAGAAGACUUACGAACAAUCAAAGGAGUUCUUCAAGCUUCCCGCUGAGGUGAAGAAGUCUGUCGACAUCUCCAAAUCGGAAAACUUCCGCGGGUAUAUGGGGCUCUUGACGGAGAACAACGACCCCACCAACAAGGGCGACAUGCACGAGGCUUUCAACAUGGGUCUUGACCCCGAAGUUGACCCCGCUUCCUUCGCUCAAGACAUAAAAGAGGGAGAACUGAAACACUCUGAGAAUCUGUGGCCGGACGAGAAGGACUGGCAAGGGGCAAAGGUGUUUAAACAAGCCAACCUGGACUACUACAAGCAAGUUCUCGCCCUGGGACAGUCCUUGUUCCCUCUUUUUGCCUUGGCUCUCAACUUGCCCGAGACCUUUUUCGAUGACAAGAUCCUGCAUCCUGCUGCUAUCAUGAGGAUUCUUUUCUACCCCGCCCUUGCUCGUGAGGAGCAGGACACGCUCACGCCUGGAAUCGGUGCCCAUACCGACUUUGAAUGCUUCACCAUUCUCAGACAAGACGAUGUCCCCUCCGCACUGCAAGUCCAGAACCGAAAAGGAGAUUGGGUUGAUGCUCCCUACAUCCACGAUACUUUUGUUAUCAACAUUGGCGACCAGUUUGCGAGAUGGACCAACGACAUCUUUGUUUCCACUCGUCACCGUGUCCUCCCUGCGCUCGCCAAGGACCGUUACUCGAUCCCAUUCUUCUUUGGGUGUGAUCACGACGUGCCAUUGAUCCCCCCAGAGACCUGUGUUACAAAGGACCGACCUGCCAGGUAUGAGGUCAUGUCUGCUGGAGCGUAUGUGCACAUGCGUUUGUCGGAUAUCUAUGGUGCCAAGUGA